AUGGACGACCUAUUUGACGGACUGGAAAUACCAGUGGCAGCGGAUUUCCAUGUUCACCUUCGAGAUGGAGCAAUGAUGGAAGCAGUAACUCCUACCAUAAGGCAGGGAGGUGUCGAUACGGUCUUUGUUAUGCCAAAUUUGGUUCCUCCUAUCACCACGGUUCAGGCAGCGCUGGAUUAUAAGAAACGCUUGCAGGCAAUCGAGCCAAAUGUUAACUACCUGAUGUCUCUGUACCUUCAUCCUUCGAUAACGCCAGACACGAUCAGGGAAGCAAAGAAGGCAGGUAUCGCAGGUGUAAAGUCAUACCCUGCCGGUGUCACUACAAACUCUUCUUCAGGUGUAGUAGACUACGAAGCAUUUUACCCAGUCUUUGAAGCGAUGGAGCAGGAAGACCUCGUCCUGAACCUUCAUGGGGAGGCGCCACCUUCUCCAGAAGCAAUGGAAGGUAGUGGAGCGUCAAGACAGAUUACUGUUCUCAACGCUGAACAGGAGUUCUUGCCUACACUCAACGCACUACACAAGCGUUUUCCGAAGUUAAGGAUUGUCCUUGAGCAUUGUACAACCGCCGCGGCCGUCGAAGCUGUUAAGGGAUGUGGCCCACAAGUGGUAGGCACGAUCACAGCACACCACCUCUUCCUCAUCAUCGACGACUGGGCAGGCAAUCCGAUCAAUUUCUGUAAGCCUGUCGCAAAGCUGCCUAGCGAUAGGAUUGCGUUACUCCAAGCUGCAGCAAGUGGUGACUCGAAAUUCUUCUUUGGCAGUGAUAGUGCUCCACAUCUGCUCAGUGCCAAAAAAGGUUUGACAGAUGGUGGGCUAGGUGCUGGCAAAUGUGCAGCAGGAGUCUUUACACAGCCGAACGUGGUUGGUUUUGUACUUGAGGGCUUUGAGAGAGCUGUGAAGGCAGGCGUGCUGAAGAGAGAAGUGUUAACGGAGGAAGUAAUCGAAAGCUUCACAGGGCGCUCAGGAAGGAAGUUCUAUGGCAUCGAAGAAGCGCGAGGAAAGAUCAAAAUAAGGGCAAGAAAUGUACAGGUUCGGAAUGUGAAAGUAGGAAAGGCUGGCGAAGGUGAAAAUAUGAACGAGACUGUGGUAACUUUCAGAUCAGGUAAGCCAACGUAUGGCGUGGAUUGGCUUUAA
This is a messenger RNA of Lithohypha guttulata, 1134 nucleotides long. RefSeq names its product dihydroorotase (gene URA4). NCBI's taxonomy places the organism in Eukaryota, Fungi, Ascomycota, Eurotiomycetes, Chaetothyriales, Trichomeriaceae. Gene Ontology annotation, molecular function: dihydroorotase activity. The transcript is spliced from 2 exons. Gene Ontology annotation, biological process: 'de novo' pyrimidine nucleobase biosynthetic process; pyrimidine nucleotide biosynthetic process. Bases 1 to 1134 code for a protein of 377 amino acids. Gene Ontology annotation, cellular component: cytoplasm. The record is from RefSeq and is a predicted model, not a curated record.